ACGACAGGGCUAGCUCCGUUCGCAUCUGCUAGCUGGAGAAGAAGAAGAAGAAAACUGCAUUCUGACCUGCUUCACGCACUGGAUAACAAAAUAAGCGGCAUAUCCAGACCAGGAAUAUUACACACUUGAUGUCUGGAGAAUUAUCGAGAGGGAUUUCAGAAAGACACAAGAGAGGAUCGCUCACGUUCCACCUGGUUGGCAUGUCAACAGGUAACGUUGGACCUUGACAUCCCCGACUCGGUUUGGCAGGAAGGAAGGAGGAAGGAAGUAAGGAGGCAGGAAAUCCCUGACUGUGGGGACAAUGAGGGGACCCAGACCAGUCUAAGCUGUGGUGGACCAACCAGAGGCUUCAGGAGAGGAAGGCGUUAACGUCGUUGGCGCCAUGAACAUACCCUGCUGUCCACGUGACACCAGCCAGCUCUGACACACUCAGCGCUCUCUCUUCCUCCCCUUCUUACCCCCUUUCCCAAAAACAACAUCUAUAAAGCACACCCACAGAGACAGACUGUAUCUCUUGCCACAACAAUGACUUACGUUUCCUAAAAAGCUAUAUCUGGAUUCCAGGGACUGGGAUUUCUAUUUGGAAUAAGGAGUUGAGUUGGGGAACGGAACGCUGUGAUAAAAUUAUCGUAAUUCCCUCUACCCGUGCACUGGCCUCGUUUUUCCCAGAGGCAUCAACCAAUGGAGAGACGGAGAAGAGAGUCAGGAUAUAUAUAUAGCAAAUAAAAUACAAUAACUGCUGAGUCGGCAGGGUUGGAAUCUGGAAUUGGUCCUGUGAGUGUUUUGCUCCUCCGACGUAUCCCCCAGCCUAGAGGAGGAGUCUCCCUAGCGAGAAUCAGACUUAACAACUAUUGUUUACACUUAACAAAAAAAAACAAAAAAACAACAGCUGCAGCUAGGCUAGGCCGAGCUACGUCCCUGUGUGGAGGAUUUGAACCAAUAGCAGGAUUAUUAGGAUUGGGAUCAUAACCAUGACGAGGGGGUUGAGGUUUCCCGCUUUGCCCAUGUGGCCCUUGGUGUUCCUCAGUCUGCUGGUGACGGCCCGGGCGCUGGAGUUGGGCGGGGCCCCCGGCCAGUGGGCCCGCUACGGGCGUUGGGAGGCGGGCUCAGUGGGCGAGCUGAGCUUCAGCCUCAAGACCAACAUCAGCAAGGCUCUGGUGCUCUACCUAGAUGACGGCGGCAACUGUGACUUCAUGGAGCUCCUGAUUGCUGGCGGGCGCCUCCAGCUGCGCUUCGCCAUCCACUGUGCCGAGCCAGCCACUUUACACAUGGAAACCCAGGUCAACGACGACCGCUGGCACAUGGUGCUCCUCACCCGCAACUUCCGCGAGACCCUGCUGAUGGUGGAUGGCGAGACCAAGAUGGCGGAGGUCAAGUCAAAGCGGAAGGAGAUGGCGGUGGUCAGCGACCUGUUUGUGGGCGGCAUCCCGCCCGACGUGCGCCUCUCAGCCCUCACCUCCAGCACGGUGAAGUACGAGCCCCCGUUCCUGGGCCUGAUCUCCAACCUGAAGGUGGGAGAGACACCCCCUACCCUGCUCAACAGCCAGGGCAUCCAGAGUGACAUGGAGUACCUGUGCACCAAGCAGAACCCCUGCCUCAACGGAGGUUUUUGCUCCAUCCAGUAUGGCGAGGUGCACUGUGACUGCACGCACACCCGCUACAAGGGGAAGUACUGCAAAGAAGGUGAGAUCAUGAGCUAG
Molecule: messenger RNA, 1700 nt
Organism: Coregonus clupeaformis (lake whitefish)
Lineage: Eukaryota; Metazoa; Chordata; Actinopteri; Salmoniformes; Salmonidae
Product: neurexin-2-like
Exons: 3
Coding region: 972-1700 (242 amino acids)
Source: RefSeq, a predicted model, not a curated record